Colletotrichum graminicola M1.001 is the source of this 1530-nucleotide messenger RNA. RefSeq names its product catalase. Lineage: Eukaryota; Fungi; Ascomycota; Sordariomycetes; Glomerellales; Glomerellaceae. Bases 1 to 1530 code for a protein of 509 amino acids. Gene Ontology annotation, cellular component: peroxisome; cytoplasm; mitochondrion. Gene Ontology annotation, molecular function: heme binding; catalase activity. Gene Ontology annotation, biological process: response to hydrogen peroxide; hydrogen peroxide catabolic process. The transcript has 5 exons. The record is from RefSeq and is a predicted model, not a curated record.
AUGUCAGCUUCAACGGAACCCCCCGUUUACACGCUCGCGGAGGGCCGGCCCGUGCAAGACCCGGCAUCCUCGGUCAUUCUUCGCGGUCCAAAUGUUCGCGGCGGCGGGCUUGGGCUGCUGCAGGACACUCAGCUCAUCGAGACCUUGGCGCAUUUCCCGAGGGAGAGAAUCCCGGAGCGAGUUGUUCACGCGAAAGCGGCUGGUGCCUGGGGUGAGUUCGAGUGCACGCACGACAUCACCGAGUGGUGUUCUGCCGCCUUGUUCAAGGAGGUCGGCAAGAAGACGGAGGUCCUCGCCCGCAUCUCCACGGUCGCGGGGGAGAGGGGCUCGUCGGACACCGUCCGCGACAUCCGAGGCUUCGCGCUCAAGUUCAAGACUGAGGAGGGCAACUGGGACUUCGUCGGCAACGACCUCCCCGUCUUCUUCAUCCGCGACCCGGUCAAGUUCCCCUCGCUCAACAGGUCCCACAAGCGCCACCCGCAGACCGGCGUCGCGGACGCGAGCAUGUUCUGGGACUUCCACAACAACAACCAGGAGGGCGCCCACUCGCUGUUGCAGCUCUUCGGGGGCCGCGGCAUCCCCGCGUCCCUCCGCAACGUGAACGGGUACGGCAACCACACGUACAAGUUCGGAAAGCCGGAGGACGGCACGUUCAAGUACGUCAAGAUCCACUUCAAGCCCGACGAUGGCAUCAAGACCCUUUCGGGGGAGGACGCCGCCCGGCUGGCUGGCGAGGACCCCGACUACCACGUCAAGGAUAUGUACAACGCCAUCGAGCGGGGCGAGUAUCCCACCUGGACGAUGAUGCUUCAGGUCAUGAACCCCAAGGACGCCGAGAACUACAGAUGGAACAUCUUCGACAUCACCAAGGUGUGGUCUCACAAGGACUACCCCCUGAUCCCCGUCGGCAGGCUCACCUUGAACAAGAACCCGGAGAACCACUUCCAGGACAUCGAACAAGCCGCCUUUUCGCCUUCGACGUUGAUCCCCGGCAUUGCCCCGUCGGCGGACAUCAUGCUACAUGCUCGCAUGUUUAGCUACCCCGACGCCGCCAGGUACCGCGUUGGGCCGAACUACCAACAGCUGCCGUGCAACCGGGCGCUCAACGUCUAUUCCCCGUACCAGAGAGACGGCCCGAUGCGCGUCGACGGCAACUACGGGUCCGACCCCGAUUACGUUCGGUCCUCAUUCCGAAAGAUCAGGAGCGGUCCAGCAGAUGUCGCCCACGAGGAGUGGGUCGGCAGAGUCCAAGAUUACAACUCUGACGUUACCGACGAGGACUGGGAGCAGCCGCGGAUGCUCUGGAAGCUGUUCAAGGAGCAGGGCGAGGACAAGGUGUUGAUCCACAACCUUUCUAUGCACAUCAACAAGGCGCUGCCAGAAGUCCAGAAAGAGGCCAUCAAGUCAUGGGCCAAUGUGGACGAAGAGCUCAGCAAGAGGCUUGAGGAAGCUUUGAGCAAAAUGGGAGAGAACACGGAUCAUAAGAAGGCACCACCCAGUCAGAUUGCCCUAUUGAGGCACAGAAAGUGA